AAGACGUUAAACGGAGAGAGACUCUGAUCUGAAGCCUCCAGCAUGCCGAAGCUUGGGUUCUCCUGCACUCGGAACGCUCUGUGUGCUCUGAACGUGGUUUAUCUGGUGGUGGGCAUGUCCCUCCUGGCAGCAGCUGGUUACGGGAGAAGUUUUGGUAUCCUGUGGAGUCUAAGCAUCAUCAGUGUGGUGAUGGUGGUGGGAGUCUUCCUCAUCUUCAUCUCCAUGUUGGGGCUCAUUGCAGCUCUGAAACAAAACCAGGUCGUCCUGUUCACUUACAUACUGGCAAUGAUGUUAGUGUGUAUUCUCCAGUUCAUUGUCUCAUGUUCCUGCCUCGCUUUAGGAAGAGAGAAACAGGAGAUGUUACUCAGCAUGUCCUGGAAGAUGAUGAGUAAUGAAACCCGCCGGUCUCUCGAGCAACAGCUGGACUGCUGUGGUCUGAUCAACAGCGCAGAAAAGCAGCACAGGUUCAGGACAGAUGUGAAUAUGUGCAUUGCUUCGUGCAGAGGAACAUCUCACUGCUUCACAUGUGGAGAUCUGAUGCUGCAGCACGCUGCCGAGACACUGGGCUUUCUGGGUGGAGUUGGAUUGUUCUGCAGUUUCUCACAGUUCAUAACCGUGUGGCUGGCUGUUCAGUACAGAAACCAGAGGAACCCUCAGAUCAGUUCCAGAAGCUCGUCAUAACCUCCUGACCUCUCAGACUUUAAUUCCACUAUUUCACUGAGCUCAUAUCUGGAGUUAAAUUUGAUUCUGAUUUAAUUUCCUGAUUUUCUGCUUCAAAUCCGAAACAAGACAAAAUGUAAACAUGCAGCACGAAAUGAAAUAAAUAAAACCAUCUGAGCUGCUUUACAGAUGAA
Molecule: messenger RNA, 854 nt
Organism: Clarias gariepinus (North African catfish)
Lineage: Eukaryota; Metazoa; Chordata; Actinopteri; Siluriformes; Clariidae
Product: tetraspanin-31-B-like
Exons: 6
Coding region: 43-681 (212 amino acids)
Cellular component (GO): membrane
Source: RefSeq, a predicted model, not a curated record